Molecule: messenger RNA, 2035 nt
Organism: Aphanomyces astaci
Lineage: Eukaryota; Oomycota; Saprolegniomycetes; Saprolegniales; Verrucalvaceae
Exons: 1
Coding region: 17-2035 (672 amino acids)
Biological process (GO): proteolysis
Molecular function (GO): cysteine-type exopeptidase activity; dipeptidase activity
Source: RefSeq, a predicted model, not a curated record
UAAAAAUUCAACCAGUAUGGCCCUGGCGUGGUGUUCCGCCAUCUUGCUGGCUUCGUCUGUUUCAGCUUGCACGCUCUUGGCUGCUGGCUCCAAAGCCACCGUGGAUGGUUCCGCCAUCGUGGGCACUACUUUGGACGGCAUGGACACUCCCGUGGACCUACGACUCAUUCGGGUCCCAGCCAUGAACCACCCCACAGGAGCCAAACGCGCCGUGUACAACGACGGCCUUGAUCACGGCACGCCUCGUUUCGUCACGACGGAGCGUGGCCCUGGCUACUUGCCACUUACGAACCAGACCAUCUCCACGCCAUUGGGCUACAUUCCCCAAGUCAACUCGACAUAUGCGUACUGGGACAACUCGUACGGUAUGCAAAACGAAGUCCAGCUCAGUAUCGGCGAAUCCACAUGUGCUGCCAAGACCGUUGGGUACCCGCUGGACUACCCCAACGGUCGCAACUUGCUGAGCAUCAACGAGUUAUCUCGCAUCGCGUUGGAGCGGUGCGACACAUCCGUGUGUGCCGUCAAGACCAUGGGGACGUUGGCCGAAGAGUACGGAUUCUACGGCGAAUAUUCGGACAAUCCUUCGAAACCAGGCUACGGCGGCAGUUCCGAGGCGUUGAUCAUUGGCGACAAGUUCCAACACGUGUGGAUCUUUCACAUUCUCACUGGCGCUCACAACUCGGGGGCAGUCUGGGCCGCGCAGCGCCUCGGUGACGACCAGUUCACGAUCGUCCCCAACACGUUUGUGAUUCGAACGCUCAACUUGACCGACUCGGCCAAGUACUUGGCAUCGUCCAACGUACAUUCGUUUGCGUACGCGCAAGGAUGGGCGUCGCCCUCCGAGCCCUUCGACUUCACGGCGGCGUAUGGUUUCGCAGCCCCCGCGUCCAACAAACCCCUCUAUGGGGGUCGUCGCAUGUGGCGCGCGUAUGAUGUAGUGGCCCCCUCCCUCGGGUUGGAUCCGGACGUUGGCUUCCACGCCAGAGUCCCGACAUACCCUCUGUCCGUCAAGCCGGACACGUUGGUUUCCCCCGCUACGGUCGUGCGAAUUUUUAGCGACUACUACCAGAACACAUCGUACGACUUGACUAAAGGAAUGGCGGCGGGGCCGUUCCACGAUCCAGCAAGGUAUUCGUACGCCAAAGGCGUCCAGGGGGCUUGGGAGCGCUCCAUUUCAAUCCACCGCAUGGUUCACAGCUUUGUCCUACAAACACGACCGAACCUUCCCGAUCGUAUUGGUGGCAUCGCGUGGUAUUCCCAAGGGGUUGCCGCGGACUCGGUGUACUUUCCCAUCUCGUGUGGCCAGACCACGCUGCCAACCGUGUUCAACCAAGCGAUUCGAACGCAAUUCGACACCGAGUCCACUUGGUGGGCAUUCCAAUUCACGACCAACUGGGCGCACAUUCGCUACGACCUUAUCCACCGCCACAUUCACACUGAGCGAGUCAAGUACAACACUUUGGCCCGCCAACUCCACGUGACAACUGAAGCAACCUGUGGAUCGCGCAAUCUGUCGACCUCGGACUGCGUGGCGUUGGUGGAAUCGGCGUACAACGAGUUCAUUGUGACCACGACCAACGCGUGGUGGCAGUUUGCAUGGCGCUUGGUCUCGUCGUUCAACGCCGGGUACGAAUUCUUCAACGAGUCGGCCACGGGGGGUCGCAGCAUCGGGUACCCUGCGGACUGGGCCAACCAGACCGAGUACGUGUUGUAUCCGCAGCACUACCACCCUCCAGCGCAAGUGGCGGCAGAAGAGAACAGGACGGCUGCCGUGGACCCUGACACGGGUGUGCUGUCGAUUGUGGUCGGUGGAUCGAGCGCUCCAGUUGAAGCGUUUUCUCUGUCCAGUGGGUUCUUACUUGGGUUUUUGUGCGGCACGAUGUCGUUGUCGCUGGUGGUGGCGGCGGUCGCGCUUGUCAGUCGCGUGCGGCAGGAGGUGUCAUCUACGAAAUCAACACCGUCGAAAGAAGGUGUCGAGUCAAAGGACUGUGAAGUCGAAUUGGCUUCCAAUGUGGUUGAAGUUGAAGCUGUUUAG